UGACAAGCUUUGUGCAUUUGUGUGCAUGUGUAUGCAYAUGUGUAGGUAUGCAAGAAUAUAAAAUGUAAUAGGUUUUAUAGCUCCUUUAUUAGCAUGGGAGAUGAACUAGAAACCUCCUGCAAGGGAAGAACUUCCAGAACAAAUUCUAUAUCCACAAAGAAUCCAAGAACACCAAGUACACCAUUUGUUUCUCCAGUAAUAAGAAGAUGCRAACAUGAAGAUAAGGAACAAAAUAAGAGAGCCAAGAAAACGAAAUUUGAAGACAAUUAUAAGGAAGGAAGAACUUGUUUAUUCCAAGAACAAGAUGAAAGAAUGCAGAUCCAUAGCAGCGUUACUGGCAGUGGAGAUGACUUGAAAGCAGUUUACAGUGAUGCCUCUUAUGAUCAUGAACCAAGCACAUCAACCAGUCAGAAUGAUGUAGAGUUAAAGAAACUUCACUGGAUUCUAAAGGACAAGCAGGAGACUUUACGGAAACUGAAUUUAGUUAGAAUGUACAGAAAAAAGAAUGAUCUCCAAACCUUGCAAGGGCUCAUAAACAAGUGGCGCAGGGUUAGCCAAGAAGGUGCUACAAGUUUGCUUAACUCAAUAUCUGAGGGAGAUACACCAAACAUGAGCCAACUUUUGAAUGAACUACAAAUAAAUCAGCAACUUAUUCAUUAUUCCAUUGAAAAUGAAACUUUUUGGUGAUGGGCCAGUGCAAGCCAAGGCGAGAUACGUGCAGUCCCUUUGUGACAUAUCCCUCUAUAGCCACAUGACGAACAGUUCGCAGCUCGACUCAGUCGAUCACAAGGCGCCUCAUUUUGAUUCUCAACCACACCAGAACGUUUUUGUUUCAUUACUUCAACCCUGACUCUAUAUUUUCCACCUACAUUGGUUGGUACAGUGAAAAUGGCAAUAUCCGCUUUAUGAUGUUCUCCGGUUUUAUCAUCUUGUAACAAAAGUCUGUAUUUGAAUGCUCGAUUGUCCUGUACAUUCCUGAGAGACAAAAUAUGGCGAAGAGUAAACUUGUUUUCUUCUUUKGCACCUUUGUAGUUCUGAGCAGCAAAUUCAGCUGCUUUACAAAGCACAUAAAGUUGUCUUGGAGAAUGCAAGUAACUGUCAAGUGGACUUUUAUUUGGGAGAUGCUUAAAGUACAGAAAAUAUUCCUGUUCUUCUUUAGGAUCAACAGAAAUCACUGUAGUGACGUUUAAAUGUCGACUAGAUAAAACGACAGAUAUCGGCGGAAGGAAACAGAAUAAAGCCAAGAGAAUCAGUCCUGACAUGGUUAAUAAUGCCGACGUACGACGGUUGCCUUUCAGUAAUAUUGUUUGAAAGUUUACUCAUAUUGCUGUUGUAUACAGCAUUCUAGAAUACCACAUAAACCAAAAACCACGAAAAUAUUGUUAUUAAACUGAGAAUUGUUAUAGGAUAGUGAGUGCUUGUGGCGUCAUAAACGAGUUACCUGCAAGGCACCUGCAGUGGGCAGCGCGGUCUGGCUAUUUAACAACUGGCAUAUCAAGCGCUGUUUAUACUUCUUUUUACCAUCGCAUAACUUGCUCAGUAGUGAUGGACUAACAAGAAAUUAAUAUUAGUGUGUCAUUGAUAAUCCUAAGUCUUAGUUGAAACCAGUUAUUUUAGUACUGAUCUCCUGCGACGGCAGGUACCGGUAAACCAAUUUUUCUUUGGCGAUUUUCAAUAAAGUUUCGAUUGCAUCAUUUGUAUUAGUAAAGAAUAAAUUUUU
This is a messenger RNA of Actinia tenebrosa (Australian red waratah sea anemone), 1720 nucleotides long. RefSeq lists its product as uncharacterized. NCBI's taxonomy places the organism in Eukaryota, Metazoa, Cnidaria, Anthozoa, Actiniaria, Actiniidae. Gene Ontology annotation, biological process: positive regulation of DNA-templated transcription; double-strand break repair via homologous recombination. Gene Ontology annotation, cellular component: Swi5-Sfr1 complex. The record is from RefSeq and is a predicted model, not a curated record.